Messenger RNA from Cladocopium goreaui, 2548 nucleotides. Lineage: Eukaryota; Dinophyceae; Suessiales; Symbiodiniaceae. The record is from the annotation of a GenBank genome assembly.
UCAAGUGGAGCAGGGGCCGCGGGGCGGCGGGCCUGAGCGUCCAGCGGGCAUGCGGCGACCCAACAGUGCAGGACUGCGGUUUUCGCGGCGAAGAGAGGUGCACCCGGAAAAAGGCCGCCAUGAGCCCAUGACGCUGGCCGCGGCGAUCAUCGCUGCCAGCAGUGCAGCGCAAUCCGCACGGGCUGCAGCAACUCUGGCAGGAUGCGCGGCUACGGAUCAGCUCCAGCGUGGCCCGACCAGCGGAAAUGUGCUGCUGCACCGGGCCGCACCGACCAUCAGGCCCAAAACUGGGAACCGACGCGCCAGUGCACCAGCGGUGGCAGCCAAAGUCGAGGGACAGCCUUCGGAGCUUCCGGUGGUGCGCAGCCCACCCAGUGCUUCCAGUGCUUCCAGAGGUCGCCCGGGCUUGGAUGCCUUGGCGGUGGCUGCCAAGGCCUGGGAGAACGCCAAAACCAUGGACUCCUGGGCACCUGUUGACUUCUUUGACGUUGUGGAUGGUGCCAGCUGGGGUUUGCCGAGGCCGAGCUUAAAGAGCGAUGCGGCGGAUGGAAGCAGAAACUCCAGGGAUUCCGGGGACGCGCGAGGUGACGAAGGCCUCCCAGCGUGUCCGCUGGCCGCGCUGGCGGAGAAGGAGGUCCCAUCUCCACUGCGGAACGAAGCUCUGGUGUCCAGGGAAAGGUGCGCCACACCAAAGGUCAGUGUGGCCGACAAACCAGCUGCUCCGAACCUGGCAGUUUCGUCUCCGGCUCCCGUGCUGCCGGGUGCUUCUGUUCCAUUGCCUGCAGGCACCCCAGCGACCGGAGUGAGGCCAGCAAGCGCUUCGACUGUCCGGCGAGGGUUUGGCAGUUUCUUCCGCCGGCUAGGUGGCCCAGCUUUUCUUUGUGUGAUCCCGGAGGAUUUGCUGGUGCAGGCUUUGUGUGGCAAUUUGGUCUCCGAAAGCCUGGCAUCACUGGGACAGUCCUCACGAAAGAUGAAGGCCGUGGCCAAAGUCGUAGCUUUGCAGCGUUUACUGGAGCUUCAUGCCACGGAGUUGCAAGAGGACAAUGCCGCCACGCAGCUGCGGGGACCAAAAUGCCCCUUGCACCGCUUGUUCCUCCGAGAACGGACAGAGAGCUUGCUGCUGUCGACUAUGGCAGUGCUGUGGCAGCCUUUGAUCUUGGCGUCAGGCAAACAGCAACGGCGUCUUCAGUUGUCAGGCACGGAGCAGCUGACUCAGCUGUUCGAGAGCAACAGCAGGAGCUCAGAGCCUUUGCUGCUGAGCCCUGAGAGUCUAGCAGUGAGAAUCGCGGCUGUGUGCUGUGGCAAGGACCACUUGUUGCUGUUAGAUGCUUUCGGCCAUGCCUGGGCCAUGGGUGACCCCUCAGCCGCGGGAGUUGCCACCUACUCUGACGAGGAGUCUCGGAGUCCCAGAUUGCUUCCGAAGCCCCCACUGACGCGGCCCACGCCCUUGCACGUGAUGUGGGGAGCUGGAGCGGUUCAGGUCUCCUGUGGCAAUGGGCACAACAUCGCCAUGAGCCGCGAGGGUGACAUCUAUGUUUGGGGUCGAGCACUUGACCAGGAUACUUCCCAGACCUUGUACCGGCGACCCUGCAAGGUCACCUUCGCGGUGUUGGCCUGCGAUGUGGCAGCGGGGGAUAGCCACGUGGCGGCCGUCUGCUGGACUGGUGCAGUGUACCUUUGGGGUGAGAAUCACCAUGGCCAGUGCGCCCGUGAUCCCCAAGGUGGUGGCACCUCGGCCCAGGAGCACCUGGUGCGGGCUCCAGCGCGUGCUCUUGGCGAACUUCAAGCAGUUCAGGGUUGGCGAGUAGCAUGUGGCAGGUAUCACACUGCCGUGCUCAGCAGCAGUGGUCAUGGCUUCACCUUUGGGGAUGGCCUCUCCGGGCAGUUGGGACGGCGACCGGAAGCCCGGGAAGGCUGGCGGCCGACUCAAGUGAUCUUCCCCAACGACUUGCCAAGCAGUUUGUUGGUUCAGGUGGCUUGCGGGGACGACCAUACGGUAUGUCUCACCGAGUUGGGACAGAUCUUGGCCUUCGGAGGAGGUGAGCAAGGGCAACUUUGCUUGGGAGGCUGUCGCAGUCACCGCAGCCCAGUGCUGGUGCGGCAGAUCACUGCUGUGCGGGAGGUGGUUGCUGGUGGGCAUUGGACACUGCUGCGAUGUGGUGAUGGCAAGGCUGGAGAGUCGGUGUCGCAAGACAUUCCCAUGCUGCGCAUCCUGUUGGCCUGUGCUGUGAUCCUUCUGGAAGCCGCGGUUGCCAGGAUGUUGGAGUUGGGAAAUGCUGACCAACUCUUGAUCUCAGGAGUUAGAUGCUUUGUGCAGCUCUCAUGUUUGGGCUUCAUUUUGGCACCCAUCUUUGCGACCAACAGCCCCACUUUGGUCAUGGCCUACGUCUUUGGCUUUAUGGUCCUGGUUUCUGCAUACGAAGCAGCAGCACGACCUAAGGUGACCUAUCCUGGCAUGUUCUCCAAGGCGAUCAUCAGCAUCGGCAUUUUCAUUGCUUGUGAGCGGUCUGCUCUUGCUGUACAUCGUUCAACCAGAUCCAUGGUAUGA